AUGGAAUCGACUCUCAGGGAAGGUGAAGUAUCUUCAAGCCAUGGACCAGGUGAUGAAGAUGUUGACAGUGCUGCACUGAAGCCUGUCAUCAAAACAGAAACAUGGAUGUCAUCGCUGCCACCUAGUUUACACAAUUUGCCUCUCAUAAAAUUAGCCAUUCCGGGCACACAUAAUUCAGGCACAUUUUCAUGCUGUACAACACUUGCACCUGAUGCAGACAGUGCUAUCAAAUUGAUGACCAGAAUUCCAAAUAUGGGCGGUUUUGUUGACAGUGUCAUUCUUCGAUGGGCCCAGUGUCAGAGACUAAACUUCACUCAACAGCUGCUCUCGGGAAUUCGUUAUUUUGACCUAAGAGUGUCAACAAAGCCUGAUUCUGAUGAGUUCUUCUUAGUGCACACUGUAUAUGCUGCAAAGGUCAAUGAACUUAUCGAAGCUGUCACCUCAUUUUUGGACAGUCAUCCUCGUGAGAUUGUUUUGCUGGAUUUUAAUCAUUUCUAUGCGAUGGAAGAAGAGCAUCACGUGCAACUAAUUACCUACCUCAUCGCAGAAUUUGGUCCUAAGAUUUGCCCUAGAUGUCCCAUUGAUGAGCUGACAUUGUCCAAUCUUUGGGUGAAAGGUCACCAGGUGAUAAUCUUUUACCAAGACAAAGCAGUUGAACCUUUUGAGGAAAUGUGGCCAAAGCAACAAAUCUGCACCUUUUGGCCAAAUACAGACAAUCCUGAAACUUGCAUUGAACGUCUGCACAAAUUGUUUAAUAACAAGGAGCCACCAGCGGGCAUACCACAUUUCAGAGUUUGUCAAG
Candidula unifasciata is the source of this 802-nucleotide messenger RNA. Lineage: Eukaryota; Metazoa; Mollusca; Gastropoda; Stylommatophora; Geomitridae. The record is from the annotation of a GenBank genome assembly.